CUCCAAAAAUUAAACUCUCACUUUACGGUAGUGGGCAAAAAUGGAUUAUCCACGAAUCUGGUCCCAGCAUUGUCAGAUACUUCAGCCAACCUGGCCAAUUAGAGUUGUUGUUGGUACUCAAGUUCUUGAGUUUCCGUAGAGUCCUUCUCCCCCCCCUUUCAAGGCAGAGAAAGUGUCCAGAGUGUCUGUAGGGCGGGUUCGAACCAGGAUAUGAACCCGGAAUCCCCUGCCAGGGCGACCGCAUUCACCCCGCUCCAAGUCCGAGGACGAUCCACCAGCCUGAAACGCCCCGUCAUCCAUUCCUUGUUCCAGGAAGACCCCGAAGAAGUGCCAUCUGUUCCUCCGCCCGCCAAAAGGUCACUGCUACGGGUGGAGGACCCGCCUACCCAGGGUAAACGGCUCAGAGCCGAAGGUAUUUUCUUAGCGGAGCAAGGUCGUUUUUGGCAAGCCAUUCAUUUGUGGAAUCAGGCCCUGGACAUCCUGCCCCAGGAUGUGAGACUACUAGAAAUGAAGGCUCAAGCCUUGAUCCAAGUCCAUGAAUGGGAGCCAGCCAUUGAGAUUGGUCGCAAGGUCACUCAGAUCGAUCCUUUGUGGUGGGAGGGCUAUCAGACCUGGGGUCGAGCCUUAGUGGGCGGUGGGCGAGUCCCGGAAGCCCGUUGGGCGUUCUCCAAGGCAGCAUUCUUGAACCCAAGCGAUCGAGAACUACGUAUCGAGGAUUUGCUUUGGUCACAGGAGUUAUAUCGACAUUGGAAAGCGGAACAAGAGGCACGCCGCCCAGUGACUGAGAUCUAG
Molecule: messenger RNA, 792 nt
Organism: Tigriopus californicus
Lineage: Eukaryota; Metazoa; Arthropoda; Copepoda; Harpacticoida; Harpacticidae
Product: tetratricopeptide repeat protein 33-like
Exons: 1
Coding region: 211-792 (193 amino acids)
Molecular function (GO): protein binding
Source: RefSeq, a predicted model, not a curated record